Messenger RNA from Rotaria sp. Silwood2, 804 nucleotides. Lineage: Eukaryota; Metazoa; Rotifera; Eurotatoria; Philodinida; Philodinidae. The record is from the annotation of a GenBank genome assembly.
AUGAGUAAACAACUAAAUAUUUUAAACUUUUUAAAGUCAAAUAAGAGAACAACAGACAACUCGACAUCUUCUGCUCUUUCACAACACGAUCUGUCUCAACCAUUACAAACAGUACCUGUGGUUCUUGACGAAUCGAAUACAACACUAGAUAUCAAAGCGGACAGCUCUUCUGCUUCAAAAAAAUUUAAAUCAAAUGAUCAUGAAACUUCAACUGAUGCAGAAAUUCAGCCAUUUAGUAAAAAUGACAUCGGCUUAUUUGUUGGUAAAGAUCAUAUAUCAACCACCGAAAUUCAUGAUGUAUUAACAAAUCCAUGGAUACCAUCAGAUAAUUAUAAGUUUCCUCAAGUUCUCAUUCAUAAAAAUAUGCGAUCAAUUUGCCAACAUUCAUGGUUAUCCAGAUAUUCGUGGUUAAGCUAUUCUCUUGUUUCUCGUGGUGUUUUCUGCCGCUAUUGUGUUUUGUUUAAACGAAAGUGGUCUUCGUCUGAUCGAACAAAAACUCCUCUUGGACAACUUGUUUCAAAACCUCUUACUUCAAUACACGAUGCACAUGAAGAACUACAAGGUCAUGAAAAGAGUAAUUAUCAUUUAUUUUCCAAAGAACAAGCAGAAAAUUUUAUUAUAAAUUAUUCAGUACCAGCAAGAGCUAUUGAUCAUAUAUUAGAUAAAGAAGAUCAAGAACAAAUGGCUACGAACAGAAAGAUAUUAGCAAGCAUCAUAAAAUGCAUUUUGUUUCUUGGCAAACAGAAUUUAGCUUUAGAGGCGAUAACGAUGACGGUAUUGAAUUUAAAUCUAAGCAAAGCUUAG